Molecule: messenger RNA, 970 nt
Organism: Thecamonas trahens ATCC 50062
Lineage: Eukaryota; Apusomonadida; Apusomonadidae
Product: metal-dependent hydrolase
Exons: 1
Coding region: 107-805 (232 amino acids)
Source: RefSeq, a predicted model, not a curated record
GCCGCGGCUCUGGCUUCAAGCGACGACCCGGACAUGUGCUACCCGAACGCGGCGGUAGGCGACCGGGUCGUAUCUCGCGCCGCCCUCGACUCGGCGUUUGCAUCGCAUGCAGCCGCGCUCGCCGCCUGGGCCGACGCCAAUGUCCCGCUGGCUGCACUUUGCAUCCGCACAAUGGCGCCUGAAGUUAGCCGCCAGGCCGCGGCCGCCAUGGCCUACUCGGGCACCAAUCCGGUGUAUCUGCUGCCCGAGGCCGCCGCAUGGGUUGCCAGCCUCGGCGUCAACCACUUGGUCAUCGACCUGCCGUCGAUGGAUCGUGAGGAUGACGGCGGCGGCCUCCGCGCCCAUCGCGCGUUCUGGGGUGUCGAUGUGGAGUUUAACGGGCCCGCAGACGCUGCAACCCGCUGCCGCGCGACCAUUACCGAGAUGGCCUACUUUGGUACCGAGCUCACCGACAGAGUCUACGGGCUCUCGUUGGGCAUUGCACCCGUUACUCUGGACGCUGCCCCGUCGCGUCCGAUCUUCUUCGACCUUCCGUCGCCGCCAAGCGCUUAAGCGACUUUCAAGGCGCAUGCGUCACGGGUGCGGCAUCGACGACGCCGCGCCGUCGCCAGAGAUGGCGUCUGAUCCGUGGCGCGCGUCACCCAGGCCGUCGUUGUCAUCGUGCCCAUGGCCUCCGCCCCCACUCUCAUCGCCGUGCAUGCACUCUUCCCCAUGCACGUGUGCCCCCUCCUCGGCAUGCUUCCGCCGUGCAGCCUCGAUGGCCUUCUUCCGCCGCAUCCGAAUCUUCCUCAUCCGCGUCUCGUAGUCGUCCGACAUGUCUGACGAUGCCGAUUCAGACGAUGACUCUCCAAACGCCCGUGGCUUGUGAUACACACAGCAGACUGCCCCAUCCCCCGCCUUAAUGUGAGUCACUCUGCUCGACGUCGCCCACACCCCGACUUCUUCCCCUGCCUGACCACGUACUCUUCGA